Messenger RNA from Chaetomium fimeti, 879 nucleotides. Its product is annotated as ketopantoate hydroxymethyltransferase. Lineage: Eukaryota; Fungi; Ascomycota; Sordariomycetes; Sordariales; Chaetomiaceae. Gene Ontology annotation, biological process: pantothenate biosynthetic process. Gene Ontology annotation, molecular function: magnesium ion binding; 3-methyl-2-oxobutanoate hydroxymethyltransferase activity. Gene Ontology annotation, cellular component: mitochondrion. The transcript is spliced from 2 exons. The record is from RefSeq and is a predicted model, not a curated record. Bases 1 to 879 code for a protein of 292 amino acids.
AUGGGCACGCCGCCGGCCAACCCCAGGAAACCGGUCACCCUCCCUGUCCUCAAGAAGAUGCACAAGGGGGGUGAGCCCAUCACCAUGAUCACGGCCCACGACUUCCCCAGCGCCCAUGUCGCCGAUGCGGCCGGGGUGGACGUCAUCUUGGUUGGUGACAGCCUGGCUAUGGUUGCCCUGGGAAUGGAGGAGACAAGUGAAGUCUUGCUUGAGGAGAUGCUGCUACACUGCCGGUCCGUGGCACGUGCCACGAAGGCUGCGUUCACAAUUGGCGACCUUCCCAUGGGUUCCUAUGAAAUCUCGCCAAGCCAAGCACUUGAGACGGCCAUCCGCUUCAAGAAGGACGGGCGCAUGCAGGGUGUCAAGCUAGAGGGCGGCCAGGAGAUGGUGCCCACGAUCCAAAAGAUCGUCGGCGUCGGGAUCCCCGUCCUCGGCCACGUGGGCUUGACACCGCAGAGGCAGCAUAUCCUCGGGGGCUUCCGUGUCCAGGGCAAGACGAAGGCCAGUGCGGCGAAGAUUCUCGAUGACGCCCUCGCGCUUCAGGAAGCGGGCUGCUUCGCGCUUGUCAUAGAAGCCGUCCCCGCCGAGGUUGCGGCCCUCAUCACCGAGAAGCUAUCGAUCCCGACCAUCGGGAUAGGCGCCGGGAAUGGCUGCUCGGGCCAGGUGCUGGUGCAGGUCGACAUGACAGGUAACUUCCCGCCUGGGAGGCGCAUCCCCAAGUUCGUCAAGCAGUACGGCAACGUGUGGUCGGAGAGCCUCCGGGCCAUCGAGGCGUAUCGGGACGAGGUGAAGAGCCGGCAGUACCCUGCCCCCGAACACACGUACGACAUGCCCAAGCAGGAGUUUGAGGGGUUCGUCGAGGCGACCAAGGGUGUGUAA